This is a messenger RNA of Mollisia scopiformis, 1400 nucleotides long. RefSeq lists its product as uncharacterized. The transcript has 4 exons. Lineage: Eukaryota; Fungi; Ascomycota; Leotiomycetes; Helotiales; Mollisiaceae. The coding region runs from base 352 to 1356 and encodes 334 amino acids. The record is from RefSeq and is a predicted model, not a curated record.
GGAACGCUUUCCUGACCCUCGAAAGUCCCAAGAAAGCUCUCCGACAACGCAAGUGUCAAACCUCGAUAGUUUGACUGCAGUAGCUCUGUCGUCACCAGGAAUCUCCGAACGAAGCCAGUCCUUUGAUGAUAUUGAAGAUGUGGAAAGGCAAGAGCCGCUCCCUGACUCUCCACCAGAUUCCUUUGGAGAUUUGCCCCUAGCAUUUCUGGACAACAACUUGAAUCCCUAUAGUUUCUUACCAAUAUUGGCAUCUCCAAGGAUAAUCUCUCUUCCACAAUCCGUACAUCGGUCCAUGCCGAUCCGACAGGAAGAUACUCAUCUUACUAUGUGGACGACGCUGCUAGGCUCUACAUGGCACUGUCAUAUUCGGCUACUCGAUUCCAGCAACAAAGGGGCAAGAAUGCAACUGAGAGCGUGUACUAUCUCAUGAAGUCAAUCUCCGCAGUGAAGGAAGACCUAGCAAGCUCUUCGAAACAGGUCUCUGAUUCGACCAUUGCAACGGUCGCUUCUCUUGCAAAUAUUGAGAACUUAGACGGGAAUCCUCAGAGCGCCAUCUUACACCUGAAUGGGAUGAAGCAAAUGGUGGAUAUGAGAGGUGGACUUGACUCCUUGGGAAUGAGAGGUAUUUUGAAACGAGUCGUGUUAUGGGCAGACCUCUGUGGCGCCGCAAGGUUGCAAACCAAUCCUCGCUUUCCGCUCCUUGAGUUUCCCGACAUGCCUCCCAUCUCUCAAUUCCUCCAAGCAGAAAACUCAGCUUCAUCUACUCUUAUCAUCACCGACAAUCUACUCGAAGCAGCAGUAUCGCAGAGCCAAUUGAAGUGCAUCCAAAUUCUACGAGACCUGCACGAGCUCUCAAACUUCUUGAACGAUACAGGAAAUCACAGAGAAGAUCUUCCACAGGAAGUGUGCUAUCCAGAUCGAGUGUACAGCGUCGAGCAUAAUACCUUAACAGCCAUCACCCGAAUGUCCGAUGCUCGGGAUCCAAGUAACAUCUUUAGCAUUCUGCUGCAUGCCAGCUUACUUUUCAUCUACACCAACCUCCGGCAAACUCCCGUCGGCGAUCAGAUCCGGAAAUCCUUGUCUGCUCGACUACGUUCGUGUAUUCAAGGUGCAGAUGUGGCAUUCCUGCAAAUGAUGUUUCCCGCGGAGCUACUCUGGGCAUCGCUUCUAGGCAUUGUGGGAGGGAAGGAGACAAGUGAUUUUAACUGGUUUUUGAGCAGUGUUGAAAGACUUUGUAUGGGAAAUGGAAUAAUGACUUGGGAAGGCGCAACAGAGUUUUGUAUUGAAUUGCCGGUUUUGGAGACAAGUUGUAGGAAUACUUGCGAGAAGCUUUGGGCCAGGGAUGUAUCAUUCUAGACUACGAAUUUUGAUUCACAUGUAAGACUUUCUUGCUGUACUCU